GUAGGAUAUCAACCAGGAGUAACACUCAGACAAAAUGCCCAACAUCAAAAUAUUUGCAGGAUCGUCUCACCCGGAGCUGUCGGAACGCAUAGCAGAUCGACUAGGAUUUGAACUGAGCAAGGCAACUCUGAAGAAAUUUUCCAAUCAAGAAACAUGUGUCGAGAUUGGAGAGUCCGUGCGUGGUGAAGACGUCUAUAUUGUACAAACGGGUGCUAGUGAAGUGAAUGAUCAUCUGAUGGAGUUGCUGAUCAUGAUCAAUGCGUGCAAAAUUGCGUCUUCCAACAGAGUGACCGCUGUCAUACCUUGUUUUCCGUAUGCAAGACAAGAUAAGAAAGACAAGAGUCGUGCACCUAUUUCUGCUAAGCUUGUUGCAAAUAUGCUAUCUGUGGCGGGUGCAGAUCACAUCAUCACAAUGGAUCUUCAUGCAUCUCAAAUACAGGGAUUCUUUGAUAUUCCAGUUGACAACUUGUAUGCUGAGCCUGCAGUGUUGAAGUGGAUCAGAGGAAACAUUAUUGAUUGGAAAGAGUCAAUUAUAGUAUCACCGGAUGCUGGCGGUGCUAAGAGGGUGACGUCUAUUGCAGACCAAUUAAAUGCUGAUUUUGCUUUGAUUCACAAAGAGCGGAAAAAGGCAAAUGAAGUUGCUAGCAUGGUGCUAGUUGGAGAUGUGAAAGGGAAAACUGCAAUCCUUGUUGACGACAUGGCAGACACUUGUGGCACUGUUUGCUUAGCCGCUGAAAAGUUAAAGGAAGCUGGUGCUGACAAAGUGUAUGCUAUAAUGACUCAUGGAAUUCUUUCUGGUCCUGCUUUGGAACGAAUUAAGUCAUCUCCUUUGGAACAGGUUGUAGUUACAAACACAAUUCCUCAAGAUGAAAAAUUGAAGCUCUGUGAUAAGCUUGAGAUUAUUGACAUAUCAAUGAUUCUAGCUGAGGCCAUCAGGAGGACCCACAACGGAGAAUCUGUUUCAUAUCUAUUUUCGAAUGUUCCUUUGUAGCUUUCAGGGUUGUUCAACCGAACUGGGUGGCCAGAAGACAUUUUAAAACUUAAAGAUAAGUACAGAUAGCUGAAGAUAGGAAUGCAAUACUUGUACUGCAUGUACUGUAUAUUAUUGUAUUGACACUAAGAAAUUACAGAUAGCGCAGAGUGUUUGAUCAGACAAGGUAUUGUAGUAGCUGUGAAAAGUACAAUCAUUAUCCAUAUUCUUGAACAUGUGGC
Messenger RNA from Corticium candelabrum, 1212 nucleotides. RefSeq names its product ribose-phosphate pyrophosphokinase 1-like. The record is from RefSeq and is a predicted model, not a curated record. Gene Ontology annotation, molecular function: magnesium ion binding; ATP binding; ribose phosphate diphosphokinase activity. Gene Ontology annotation, biological process: 5-phosphoribose 1-diphosphate biosynthetic process; purine nucleotide biosynthetic process; ribonucleoside monophosphate biosynthetic process. NCBI's taxonomy places the organism in Eukaryota, Metazoa, Porifera, Homoscleromorpha, Homosclerophorida, Plakinidae. The transcript has 7 exons. Bases 35 to 991 code for a protein of 318 amino acids. Gene Ontology annotation, cellular component: ribose phosphate diphosphokinase complex; cytoplasm.